Messenger RNA from Lathyrus oleraceus (garden pea), 1340 nucleotides. RefSeq names its product peptidyl-prolyl cis-trans isomerase FKBP62. Gene Ontology annotation, molecular function: protein binding. Bases 496 to 963 code for a protein of 155 amino acids. The transcript is spliced from 5 exons. The record is from RefSeq and is a predicted model, not a curated record. Lineage: Eukaryota; Viridiplantae; Streptophyta; Magnoliopsida; Fabales; Fabaceae.
GUACCAAAAAUCAGCUUAUUUCCCUCUUUCCUUUUCCCUCGUCAUUUUUCACUCUCCCUCCAUUUCAUUUCACAAAACGAAAACCCUAAUCUGAUUCUUCCUCUCUCUCUUCCGAUUCUUCCUCUCACCGUCGCAGGCGUCACCACCGUAAUCGCCGAGACCGCGACAAGGACUCCGUUAAGAACCGAAAAAAAACCAAGUCUCACUCCCACACCAAACGACGUCGCAAGCAUCAUCGCUAGUCUUCCGAUUCUGAUUCAUAUUCUUCAUCCCCCUCUCUGAUUACUCCAGGUAAAUGAUUCUUGGAUUCGUAUUUAUGUGUGACAACUUCAGACAUUUCAAGUUCCGUCUUUUUUGAGAAGAAAAGCCAACCCUAAAAAUGUUGUUUCCAUCAUACUGGGAGGAGGUUCUGGUGUUCAACUUUUUCCUCUUACCAAACGAGCUGCUACACCAGCUGUUCCUGUUGGUGGAUGCUACAGGCUUAUAGACAUUCCAAUGAGCAACUGCAUCAACAGCGGGAUCAACAAAGUAUUUGUAUUGACACAGUUCAACUCAGCAUCCCUUAACCGUCAUAUCUCUCGCACCUAUUUUGGAAAUGGCAUCAACUUUGGAGAUGGAUACGUAGAGGUACUUGAUGUUGAGUUUCACAACGUGAAAGCUUUGUAUAGACGAGCGCAGGCAUAUAUAGAGACGGGAGACUUUCUUUUAGCAGAUGUAGACAUCAAGAAAGCUCUUGAGGUGGAUCCACAAAACAGGGAGGUAAAGACGCUGAAAACAAAAGUGAAGCAACUUCAAGCUGAUAGUGACAAAAAAGAUGCCAAACUGUAUGAAAAUAUGUUCGCUCAUAAACCGAAGAGAUUGAAGGUUGAGAAAGAAGAGGAUGAAGUGGUGAAAACGGAAAUGGACAAUGUUGGUGACAGUGCAGCUCCUUCUAAUGGUGGUUUAAUUAUUGAUUCUUGUUGAAUCUGGAUAGUUUAUUUACAAUAUAAUGACGCAUCUAACAAAAGAAAGUAUAUACAAUAUGUAGCAGAUGGUAGCUGCAUAUAAAAUUUCGGAUGAAAGUUUACAUGGUCACACAGAAGACAUUUAUACCAAUAUUGGUAUUUGAAAGAUUCCACUCUAGCCAAAAUAUGAGUCCUAGGCUAUAGAAUUUUGGCCAGAUGGGAGACUGAAAAUCCAUUGCGUCUUAGCUGUCUUUAAGAAUGUGCAAGACGGAUUCAGGUCCACCUUAACAUCGUGGACAACUACUAUCAUCUGUCAUAGUGCAUUUGUGUUGUUCUUCAUUUGUCAAAAGUUUAUAUCACUACCAUUAGUAAGAAAGCUAAAUGAAUAUUUAGAAG